Molecule: messenger RNA, 1092 nt
Organism: Fusarium sp. VM40
Lineage: Eukaryota; Fungi; Ascomycota; Sordariomycetes; Hypocreales; Nectriaceae
Source: the annotation of a GenBank genome assembly
AUGCGCACUUCAUUCUCCACCGCUCUGGCCUUUGCUGCCGCUCUCCCUACUGCCUUUGCCCACUACAACUUCGAGGCUCUUAUUGUCAACGGCGAGGUCACCAAGCCUUACGAGUACGUCCGCAAGACCACCAACGCCAACAGCCCCAUCACCGACGUCACCUCCAAGGACAUCGUCUGCAAUGCCGGCGGUCUCGACAAGGACAUCCGCGCCGCUACCAAGACCCACGCUGUCUCUCCCGGCGAUGAGGUCGGUUUCACCGUCAACAGCGAGAUGGGCCACCCCGGUCCUCUCUCCGUCUACUUGAGCAAGGCCCCCGAUGCCACUGAGGGUUCCGACUACCUCGGCGACGGCGACUGGUUCAAGGUCUACGAGAUGACCUGGAAGAAGAUUGGUGCUGAGGGCGUUGAGUGGGCCAACUACUUGAACGGCCAGUCUGGCGGUCUCAACAACUUCACCUUCACCCUGCCCAAGGACACCCCCAAGGGUACCUACCUGAUGCGCGCCGAGCACGUCGGCCUCCACGGCGCUGGCGAGAAGGAUGGUGCUCAGUUCUACAUCGGAUGUGCCCAGAUCACCGUCGACGGUACCGGUGCCGGCAAGCCUUCUCCCGUUGUCUCCCUCCCUGGUGCUUUCAAGGCCACCGACCCCAGCCUCCUCCUCAACAUCUACUACCCUCCGGUGACCAAGUACACCGCCCCCGGCCCCAAGGUCUGGCCCGGUGCUUGCACUGACCACACCCCCAACUUCGCCGGCCAGGCAAGCGACGGUGACUGCACCAACGACAAGGCUGCUUCCUCCGGCUCCGACUCCGGCGCUGAGGAGUCCGCUCCCGUCGCUUCCGAUACUCCCGCCUCAGAGGUCCCUGCUGCCUCCGCUCCCGCUUCCGAGGCCCCAGCUGCCACUUCUCCCGCCACCGAGGCGACCGAAGCCCCUGCUGCCACCGCCACCGAGGCUCCCGUUGAGCAGCCCGCCCAGACUCAGGCUCCCGUUGCCACCAAGGCUCCUUCUACCGGAGGAAAGUGCAAGGCCAAGCGUGCCGCUAAGCGUGCUGCUAAGCUCCGUGCCGCCAAGCGCGCUGCUAAGAACUAA